Messenger RNA from Seminavis robusta, 1431 nucleotides. NCBI's taxonomy places the organism in Eukaryota, Bacillariophyta, Bacillariophyceae, Naviculales, Naviculaceae. The record is from the annotation of a GenBank genome assembly.
AUGUAUCAGCAACACCCUCCUCCGAUGCAGAAUCAGGGCUAUGGAAUGCCUCAGCAGCAAUAUCCGCCACCUGACCAGUUUGGCCAAGGUUCGCCACCACAAGCGGCCUCCUACAGCAAUGCACUGGUUCCCUCCACCCAACCCUCGAAUCCUUAUGCUAUUGUGGUGGCGCCUCCUCAGCACAAUAUGCACCACCAAUCCGCCAGCAAUGGUAUGCCGGUGUCGCCUUAUUCGCAGCAGACUCCUCCAAAUCCUUAUGGCGGCUCCCCUCAGCAGCAACCAUAUGACCAGCAAAAUAGGGGUUACGGUCAGGAAAAUCAUCCGGCUUCGCAUCAACCUCCUCCUGUAUCAACGCCUCCACCAGCUACUCGUCCUGUUCAUUCUGUAGAUAUUGUACCCGCGGCUAGUAGUGGGUAUCCUGGGGCUCCUCCUCCCCCUGCCCCAGCAACAGAAGAAAAUCAAACACCCGCAGGAUCCGCUGCCAGAAAUAAAUACUCUGCCGAAUUGGCACAACAUGCUCCCAUGGGAGCAUCUCCACUACCCCGAGCAGACAUGGUCCAAAAGACGGGGUAUGUUUUGUCACGGAUUUCUUUCCGGACUAUUGUUAUGAAAAAGUGGAAGCAGUCCUUCUGGGUGCAAUACGGUCCACAUACAAUGUUGUGGUUUCGGUCACAAGCAGACUUUGAAGACUGGCUCAACAACCCCUACCAUACCCAGGCACAGCGCAAUUUCCUUAUCAAGCUGGCUGUCAAUUUUGCGCAUGACCUGUAUAAGCCAAACGUUCGUGGGUAUCAGGUGACACAAUGCAGGACAAAAUCCUAUGGCACCAAAUUGAUUCGACAGUUCAAGCUCGAACGAUGGAUGGAUUACGGUCCGACCAUUGCAGCUGCUUUUGGGUCGAAUAAUCCAAAGGAAGUGGACGAUUUACGUGAAGCCUUGGUGGCAUGCAUGAGGAAUACUCCACUCAACGGUGGUAUCCGUGCAACGGGCGCUGUACGAGAAAGAGCGGACACUGGAGCACCUGCGGACGAGAGGGGAAGUACUAGUAUGUCACCAGAAGGAGGUUAUGAUUCGGCCUCCUACGCUGGACACCAAAACAUGGGUCGGCAAGUCAGUAGGUCAGUUGCCUCGGCAAACGAACUGGGUAUGGAUCACAAAGGCUUCGACGAGGGUAUAAACAAUGCUGCUGGAGGAGCCCCGCCUCCCCCCACUGGUGAUUUGUUGGAUUUCUCGGAACCUGUUCAACAGCAACCGCCUCCACAGCAACAACAAGGUCAUUGGAAUGCUCCGCCACAGCAAGCUUAUUAUGGCCAUAAUGCCAUGCAGCAUGGACAGUACCCAGUACAGAAUUAUCCCGGACAACAAAUGCCAACACAACAACAGAAUUUUGGUCCACCUCCAGUACAGCAACAAGCCUACGGAGGAUACUGA